AUGAGCAACACACAAUUUACAGAUCGGGCUAACAAGGCCCUGCUCGAUGCAAAUGCUCUCGCCGAACAAUAUGCACACAGUCAAAUCCUCCCGCUACAUCUUGCUGUGUCGCUUUUGAAUCCUCCAGCUGGUGGUCUGGACGAUGAGGGGCAACCUGCUGGGGUUGCCGGGGAUUCAAGCACAGUACCACUUUUCAAACAGGUUGUUGAGCGAGCGCAUGGAGACCCUCAGCUAUUAGAACGGUCCUUGAUGAAACUGCUUGUUCGUCAACCAAGCCAAGACCCUCCACCAGAACGAGUUGCCGUUUCUCCCGCCCUCGCAAAAGUCAUCCGAACAGCGACGGAGCUGUCCAAGACUCAAAAGGAUAGUUUCGUCGCUAUUGACCAUCUGAUCGUUUCCGUCGUCCAAGAUAGUCAGGUUCAGAAAGCUCUUGCCGACGCCAACAUACCGAAUGUGAAGCUUAUCGACAACGCUGUAUCGCAGAUUCGUGGUACUAAACGGGUAGACUCCAAGACUGCUGAUGCUGAGGAAGAACAUGAGAAUCUGAAGAAAUUUACAAUCGACAUGACAGCUCUCGCUCGGGAAGGAAAGAUCGACCCUGUGAUUGGACGAGAGGAAGAAAUCAGACGAGUGAUUCGCAUUCUCUCUCGACGAACCAAGAAUAACCCUGUCCUCAUCGGUGAGCCUGGUGUUGGUAAGACCACCGUUGUUGAAGGACUUGCUCGCCGAAUUGUUAACGCCGAUGUGCCUGCAAAUCUCUCCCACUGCAAGCUCUUAUCUCUUGAUGUCGGUUCUUUGGUUGCUGGUAGCAAGUACCGCGGUGAAUUCGAAGAGCGUAUGAAAGGUGUGCUCAAAGAGAUCGAAGACUCUCGCGAAACUAUUGUCCUCUUCGUGGACGAGAUUCAUCUGUUGAUGGGUGCUGGAUCAAGCGGCGAAGGCGGUAUGGAUGCGGCCAAUUUGCUCAAACCCAUGUUGGCUCGUGGUCAACUUCACUGUAUCGGUGCCACCACCCUUGGAGAAUAUCGCAAAUACAUCGAAAAGGACCAAGCUUUUGAACGACGAUUCCAACAAGUUUUGGUCAAGGAGCCAUCAGUCCCGGAGACCAUCUCAAUUCUCCGUGGUCUCAAGGAGCGAUAUGAGGUCCACCACGGUGUCAACAUUCUCGAUGGAGCUAUUGUAUCAGCCGCAACACUCGCAGCUCGGUACCUCACAGCUCGUCGACUCCCAGAUUCUGCUGUUGACUUGAUCGACGAAGCCGCCGCCGCAGUUCGUGUCACACGUGAAUCCGAACCCGAAGCCCUCGACAACUUGGAGCGGCGACUACGUCAGCUACAGAUUGAAAUUCAUGCCUUGGAGCGUGAAAAGGAUGCUGCUUCGAAGUCUCGUCUUGAACUCGCCAAACAGGAAGCCGCGAAUGUCUCCGAGGAAUUACGACCUCUUCGUGAGAAGUACGAACAGGAAAAAAAGCGAAGCAAAGAUAUUCAAGACGCAAAGAUGAAGCUUGACUCUUUGAAAGUCAAGCGAGACGAGUCCAUCCGUUCCGGAGACACUGCCACAGCCGCCGAUAUUGAAUAUUACGCUAUCCCAGAAACUCAGGCUCUGAUUCAGCGACUUGAAGCUGAACGAGCCAAGGCUGAUGCCGAGGACCGUGCUCGCUCUGGAAAUGAAGGAGAAACCGCCCUCAUGCCCGAUGCUGUUGGUCCAGAUCAAAUCAACGAGAUUGUUGCUCGCUGGACCGGUAUUCCUGUUACUCGACUCAAGACCACCGAGAAGGACAAACUGUUGCACAUGGAAAAGCAUUUGGCCAAGAUCGUUGUUGGUCAGAAGGAAGCUGUCCAAUCAGUCUCCAAUGCAAUUCGUCUGCAGCGUUCUGGUCUCGCCAACCCCAACCAGCCUCCAAGCUUCCUCUUCUGUGGUCCUUCUGGUACCGGUAAGACACUUUUGACCAAGGCGCUUGCGGAAUUCCUCUUCGACGACCCCAAGGCUAUGAUCCGGUUCGAUAUGUCCGAAUACCAGGAGCGUCACUCUCUCAGCCGAAUGAUUGGUGCUCCUCCUGGCUACGUUGGUCACGAUGCUGGCGGUCAACUUACUGAGAAUCUUCGCCGUCGACCAUUUUCGAUUCUCUUGUUCGACGAAGUCGAGAAAGCCGCCAAGGAAGUCUUGACAGUCUUACUCCAGCUUAUGGAUGACGGACGUAUCACAGACGGACAAGGUCGCAUUGUUGAUGCUAAGAACUGUAUCGUUGUCAUGACUUCCAACCUUGGCGCAGAGUACCUAUCUCGCCCAACAACCAAAGAUGGCCGCAUCGAGCCAUCUACUCGCGAAUUGGUCAUGGGUGCGCUACGCGACUACUUCCUACCCGAGUUCCUCAACCGUAUCUCCAGCAUCGUUAUCUUCAACCGCCUCACUAAACGUGAGAUUCGCUCUAUUGUCGACAUCCGUCUUAACGAAAUCCAACGCCGUCUGGAACAAAACGGCAAAGACAUUAAGAUCGAUUGCAGCGAAGAAGUCAAAGACUAUCUCGGCGAUGCCGGAUACUCACCUGCCUACGGUGCUCGCCCAUUGUCUCGCCUCAUUGAGCGCGAGGUUCUCAACCGUCUCGCUGUCUUGAUCUUGCGCGGCAGCAUCAAAGAUGGCGAAACCGCCCAGGUGGUCAUGAAGGAUGGUCGUAUAGAUGUCCUUCCGAACCAUGCCGGUAGCGACAUUGACGAUGCGGAUAUGAUGGACUCGGAUGAUGCAUUGGCUGAAAUUGAAGAGAAUAGUGGUGACAUGGAUCUUUACGAAUAG
Talaromyces marneffei is the source of this 2787-nucleotide messenger RNA. RefSeq lists its product as uncharacterized. Gene Ontology annotation, molecular function: ATP binding; ATP hydrolysis activity. Gene Ontology annotation, cellular component: cytoplasm; cytosol. The record is from RefSeq and is a predicted model, not a curated record. NCBI's taxonomy places the organism in Eukaryota, Fungi, Ascomycota, Eurotiomycetes, Eurotiales, Trichocomaceae. The transcript has a single exon. Gene Ontology annotation, biological process: cellular response to heat. Bases 1 to 2787 code for a protein of 928 amino acids.